This is a messenger RNA of Bathycoccus prasinos, 2199 nucleotides long. RefSeq lists its product with no specific name. The record is from RefSeq and is a predicted model, not a curated record. The transcript has a single exon. Lineage: Eukaryota; Viridiplantae; Chlorophyta; Mamiellophyceae; Mamiellales; Bathycoccaceae. The coding region runs from base 1 to 2199 and encodes 732 amino acids.
AUGGGAUUUUUACCAUUCGGCAAAGGGAAUACCCAAGCGAUCGGUGAUGAUUCUUCUUCUUUAACUUCUUUAUCGACGGCGGAUGCUGACUCAUCGAUUCCGAGAACAACGAUCGAGGCAGACGGUGUCAAGGAAAAGAAAGUCGCGGAAGCUUCUGGUGUAAAUGGUGGUGGUCUCGAAGGAAAAGACGUCAUCGACGAUUCCAUCUCGAAAGGGCGAGUGAUGUUGGAGCAACUCAAGGCAAAAUAUAACAACGCGUCGUCCGCGGCGCCGUCGUCGUUGAAAAGUUUAAACGUCCCGUCGAUGAAAUCCAGAGAAGCGGACGUGUUAAUCCUGGAAGAGAAAGUCUCGCGAAUGACGAACGAGCUAAACGUGGCGAUUCGCGAGAAAGGCGUGGCGAAAAUGCAACUGGAAGAGAUCACCGCGGAGUCGCUUUUGUUGAAGAUUAAUCUGAAGGAAAGCGAGGCGAAGAAAGAGGAGAUGACGUUGAGACACGAGCGAGCGGCGAAAGCGAUUUUAACGUUGCAAAAGCGCGAGGAAGAAGCAGAGGAGAGAGUUGCGGAGAUGAAGAAACGAGAGGAGAGGUUUAAGGAGGAUAUCGUGGAGAUGGCGAAGAACGUGGACGCGUUGAUUUCGGACAACGAAGCCAAGGACGAGUUGUUGAAAGAGUACGACCGGACGAAAGUUUUGUGUCACGAACGCACAGCGCAGGCGGAGCUUGCGGACGAGAGGGCGAAAAAAGCAGAAGAUCUGUUGGAGGAGAAAACGAUUGAGUUUGAGAAAACGGUGGAAGAACAGGCGUUGGAAUUCGAACGCAAGUUGGAGAAAAUGGCGGACGAAAAGACAGAAGAAAGAACGAAAGAACUUUCCGAAGAGCUGUACGACGUGAAGAAGACGUGCGAGGAAAAGGAGAAAAAGUGCGACAAGUUGACGAAAGAGUGCGAGGAGAAGUUGACGAUUGUGAACGAACAAAUGGAAGAGACGGCGUUUUUGAGAGAAGAGAAGAAGAAAUACGACGAUUUGUUGAUUGAAAAAGCAAAGAUGGAAGCGAAUCACUCGGAGUUUCUCGAUAAAUUGGCCAAGGAGCACGCGGCUGCGAUCGUGGCCAGAGACGUCAAGCUCGAAGAGUUUGAAGUCUUGUGCAACGAUUUGACGGAAUCGAACAAAGAGCUCACCACGCGAUGCGGCGCGGCGAGCGGGAAGUACAAAGCGUUGCAAGACAAACUUACCGCCGUUCGCCGAGGCGCCGUAGACGCGUUCGUCGGUCUCGACCAAAACGUCAUGUAUUUAUCGGACGAAGACGUGCGUUUAAAAUACAACUUAGCGUUGGAGGAGGCGAGAACGGCGGAAGAGUAUGCGAAAUUGUGUGAUCGCCGAUCGAGAGAUUUCGAGGACUCGCUUCUCGCGUUGAAUCAUACCCACCGAGAAUUGUUAGAAGAAACUCGAGCGCUUCGCUCGGGAGAGAAACAAGCCUCGUUUGGCGGUUACGGAUACACCGGUCCGGAAGAAGUGCUCGUGAAGAUAGACGAGGUAAAUGUCGAAUUGGGCGAUGCCAAGACGGCUUUGGAAAACGCCGUGAACGAUUUGAAAGAGUUGCAACGCGUCAACGAUUUGCUCGAAGAACGUUUGCAUACGCGCGAUGAGAUGGACAAGAAACGCGAGUAUACGCUCGUCGAGAGUGCAAAAGAAGUCGAACGCCAACAAAAAGAAAUUCGACAGCGCGAAAUUGAACUUGAAUUGAAAUCGCAACGCCAACGAGAGUUCAUUAAAGACAUCAUGGAUAGGCAAAAGAACGGUUUAUUAUCGAUUGGCUCCAAGUUUGGCGUAGACGUGGACGUGGACGAAGAGAAGGACGAUGUCUCUUCCGACGAGGAAGAGGAAGACGAAGAAGAAUACACAGAAAACAACAAAAACAAGAAGAAUACCAACGUCGAUUCUUCCUUCUCGAUAUCUGACGUACAACGCCGAGGCCGCUCGCGAGACCCGGUUGAAGUCCCGAACGAUUCCGCGGAAAAGCUCACGCCAAAUUCGAACAAAUCUCCGUUAAAAGGAGGCCCAGUCGGAGCUUUUUCGUUCAAAGAGUCCCCGCUGAUGCCGCAAGGCAUCGACGAGCUCCAGCAAUACAUCUCCAGCGACGACCGAAAGAAUCUCUUCAUGUCGUUCGGCGAAGACCAACCGCAACUUCAACAGAAGAAGUAA